AUGGCUAAGAAAAAUGACUCUUCAUUUUCUGAUAUUGUAAAGGAAGUUGUAGAGCAACAGCAAUCCCAAACAUCUGAAAUAGAGAAAAACAAAAAAAUUCUGUUCCAAUUGCAGAAUGAAGUCCGUGAAUUUGAGAAACAAAUAGGCUCUGUCAUAGCAGAGACCAAAGAAAUAGAAAAGCACAUUUAUCAACAAGAAAGUGAAAUAGAAAAAACCAAGCUUCACUGUGGAAGCCUAGAAGCUCAAAUCAAAUCCUUACAUGCAGAAAAUGUAAAGCUCAAGUUUUCCAUAGAAACAGCACAAGAAGAGUUUGAAGAGUACCGUAUAAGAAAUAAUGCAUAUGAUGAGAAAAUAAGAUUAUAUAAAGAAGGUAUUGCUGAGGCAGAAAAUAAAUGGCCAUUUAUGAUUGAACUCCAUCUGAAAAAAGAAGAAAUUAAAAAAUUAAUGACAAAGAAAAAGGAACUGACCCAUGAUCUCCAAAAUCCAGAAGGAAACAUGAUAAAACAAGCACAGGAAGAAAUUAUGAAUCUAAAAGAUAAAAUUGUAACUAUAGAGGCAUCUAUCUCCACAAAAACUAAGUUGCUUGAGGAAGAGAAAAAGGUACAUGAAAAAUUGAUGAAAGAAAUAGAGGUACAAAAUAAAAGGUGUGAUGCUGUUUUAAAGCGCCUCCGCUGUCAGGUGAACAAGCUUCAGGCAAACAGAAGACAAUGGCAGUGGAAUAUUCAACAGAUGGAAAAAACUGCGGAGGAACUAAGGAGGUGCAUAGGAAUGAGAGAUUAA
Messenger RNA from Vombatus ursinus (common wombat), 780 nucleotides. RefSeq names its product coiled-coil domain containing 122 (gene CCDC122). The record is from RefSeq and is a predicted model, not a curated record. The coding region runs from base 1 to 780 and encodes 259 amino acids. NCBI's taxonomy places the organism in Eukaryota, Metazoa, Chordata, Mammalia, Diprotodontia, Vombatidae. The transcript has 4 exons.